GCCGUUACAAACCUUCGGAUUCGGACCCUUUUAAUGUGAAACCCGAUACCCUCUUUCUGCUUCCCUUAGUCGAAUACCUCGAUAAGAUUCUUCGAGGUUCGGGAAUAUUCCGAUGAAGUUGGAGACUGGAAAGCAGGGGACGUCGCCGGAGAUGGAGGAGUACGAUGACGAAGACGAUGAUGAGGUCAUCGACAAGUCUUGUUAUUCGCCUCCGAUGAUUUUCGGACCGGCGAGGGAGGGCGGCGAGGAUCUCUUCGUGCCGCCGCUUAACUUUGCGAUGGUGGACAACGGCGUAUUCCGCUCGGGAUUCCCGGACGUGGCCAAUUUCAGCUUCUUGCAGACACUCAAGAUCCGCAGCGUUCUUUUCAGAUGCUUGUGUCCUGAGCCGUAUCCAGAGGCGAAUUGGGAGUUCCUGAGGUCGAAUGGAAUCAGAUUGUUCCAGCUUGGGAUUGAAGGAGGCAAGGUAUUGUUGGUUAAGUCGUUAAUAGGAUGAAUUGUGACAUUGGGGAUGGUUCUUUAUGAUGAAUUGCUUAUGUUACUUUUGAUAACUUAAUUAGCGUUGCUCAGAUAUGAUUUAUGGUUGCUGGUAUUAAGUGCUUUAAGAUAUUAGUACCUUUUAUAAGGGGAAUUCUUAUUCUGCGUUCAUAGCUGUGAGAUUAGAAUACCGAACCGGCCUUUUCUUGUGAAAGGCGCAUGGUGAUACUCAUCUUGUUUUUUAUUCUGUUGUAUGGAUAUAUGGGAUUAAUUAAGCCAAUAUAGUUGAUGCAA
This is a messenger RNA of Dendrobium catenatum, 768 nucleotides long. Its product is annotated as tyrosine-protein phosphatase DSP1-like. Gene Ontology annotation, molecular function: phosphatase activity. The transcript is spliced from 2 exons. Gene Ontology annotation, cellular component: cytoplasm. Lineage: Eukaryota; Viridiplantae; Streptophyta; Magnoliopsida; Asparagales; Orchidaceae. The record is from RefSeq and is a predicted model, not a curated record. Bases 113 to 493 code for a protein of 126 amino acids.